Molecule: messenger RNA, 2836 nt
Organism: Ruditapes philippinarum (Manila clam)
Lineage: Eukaryota; Metazoa; Mollusca; Bivalvia; Venerida; Veneridae
Product: serine/threonine-protein kinase BRSK2-like
Exons: 21
Coding region: 559-2688 (709 amino acids)
Biological process (GO): intracellular signal transduction; microtubule cytoskeleton organization; protein phosphorylation
Cellular component (GO): cytoplasm
Molecular function (GO): ATP binding; protein serine/threonine kinase activity; tau-protein kinase activity
Source: RefSeq, a predicted model, not a curated record
UUAAGAGUGACGUGCCUUGAUCAUUUUGCAGCGCGCGCACCUGUCAUUUAGUGUAAUCGAUAAUCGGGGUGAUUGACAAGAAAAAGAAGAUGUAGGACUCAAUUUUCUCUAUUUCUCGUUAUUUGUGCUAGUUUAAAACCAGUGCAGUUGUGAUUAAAGUGCUAGUUUUGAUUACCGUACGUAUGUGCACGUAAAUUUUUGGAAUUAACCCGAAUUUAGCUGCGAGUGGUCCUAUUUACUAUUCAUGAAAUUUCUUUUUGGACCGGGCAUGGAUAAAAUUGAUAAAAAUGGUGAAGUGCAGUGAUACAUGGGUUUAAUUGCACGCAAUGAAACAUUUAUCAACUAAAGGAAUAUUUAUGAAAAUUAAAAUAAUAUUUACCGGGUCUCAACCAUAAGAUUUAAGUACGAGGCUUUAAUUAAGGUUUCUAAUGGUUAAUGUAAUCGUAUUUACAAAUGUAGUAACUGGAGUUUAAUCAUACCCUUUUGCAUUGGAAUGAAAAAAGGCAGAGGAAAUUGAUGGUAUAAUAAGUAAGUGAGGACAGUGUGUCAUUCAUUACCAUGUCUCACCACCAUCAUCGUGUGAAUUCACUGAGGGACAGGGAAGAUCAGUAUGUGGGGCCAUACAAGCUGGAGAAAACAUUAGGAAAGGGCCAGACAGGUCUGGUGAAGCUCGGUGUGCAUUGUGUAACUGGAAAACGUGUUGCUAUAAAGAUUGUUAACAGAGAAAAACUCAGUGAAUCAGUAUUAAUGAAGGUGGAGAGAGAAAUAGCUAUCAUGAAGCUGAUCGAACAUCCACAUGUGCUCGGCUUGUUUGAUGUCUAUGAAAACAAAAAAUAUUUAUAUUUGGUGCUUGAACAUGUGUCCGGGGGUGAACUGUUUGAUUAUCUUGUCAAAAAAGGUCGCCUUACACCGAAAGAAGCCAGAAGAUUUUUUAGACAAAUAAUAUCUGCUUUAGAUUUCUGUCACAGUCACAAUAUAUGUCAUAGAGAUUUAAAGCCGGAGAAUUUGUUACUUGACGAGAAAAAUAAUAUAAGAGUUGCUGAUUUUGGAAUGGCAUCAUUGCAAGUGGAAGGCUCAAUGCUUGAAACAAGUUGCGGGUCGCCACAUUAUGCCUGCCCAGAAGUUAUAAGGGGUGAGAAAUAUGAUGGUAGGAAAGCAGACGUGUGGAGUAGUGGUGUUAUACUUUAUGCACUUUUAGUGGGAGCUCUCCCAUUUGAUGAUGAUAAUUUACGACAACUGCUUGAAAAAGUGAAGAAAGGCGUGUUUCACAUUCCACAUUUUGUUCCUCCAGAUUGUCAAAAUUUGUUACGUGGUAUGGUAGAGGUAGAUCCAGAAAAACGUUUAACAUUAGAAGAAUUACAUCGGCAUCCUUGGGUAACUAUGGAUUGCCACGAUCAUUUAGAAUUAGAAUUGCCUGUAGUACAAGUUGUCCAGACGUCCAUUAUACCUACUGUGGAAGACUUAGAUCCUGAUGUGUUAUCUACUAUGAAUUCUUUACAAUGUUUUAAAGACAAAGACAGAUUAAUACGGGAAUUAUUAAAUAGUAGGCACAAUACAGAGAAGGUGAUUUAUUUUUUACUCUUAGACAGAAAACUCAGGAAUCCUUGUGUGGAGGAUGAAAUAGAAAUUCGACACAGAUCAGAAUCUGCUGAUCCACCUAGAAAAAGAAUAGAUGCAGUACAGCUCAAUGGUCAGCCAAGAUUGUCUUUAGGUAGUAUUAGUGAGGGCUCGCCAACGGCAGGCCGUAGAGCUCUUGCUAUACAAAAAGUUCGGAAAGCUAGCCUUUCAUCUGGUAGCCAGAAUGGUUCUCCGGUGUUGAGUCCAAAACAUGCAAGAGGCACGCCAUCUCACAGUCCCAGUCCAACCCCGCCAACGUCACCUAGUGUUCAGAAUACGCCUUGGAAAUCACGGCUGCAUACAAUCAAAAACAGCUUCCUGGGUUCACCAAGAUUCCAUAGAAGAAAACUACAAGGUAUACCAUAUCCAUACCAUGGGGCAAAUGGGGUUUUGUUUAACAUGUCAGACCAGUUAUGUGAUGCUACAGAAGAAUCUAUAACCAUGACUCCAGACUCGUCACCAGAAAUGACUAAGAAGUCAUGGUUUGGUUCACUGAUGGGUUCGGAAAGGGAAGAACACCAUUUUGUGAUGGUGAGGGAUAAACCUCUCUCACAAAUCAAGGCUGACCUCAUACAUGCAUUCCUUUCUACACCAGAUCUAUGCCACAGUGUUGUAUCAACAACUACGUUCAGAGCUGAAUACCGGAGGUCUGGUAGCUCAUCUGUAUUCUCACGUAACGUCAGGUUCCAAGUGGACAUAACUCCGGCACACGGAACAACUCGGGAACAUGAAAUCAGCAUGUAUUGUCUCACAUUCACUCACAUCUCAGGUCCAUCAAGAAGAUUCCGACGUGUUUGUGAACACAUACAGAAUUUAAUGUUGGGUCCACGUGGUGAUGCAUUAAGUCAGCGUAAGAUUAGCACGGACAGUUCCUCGUCAUAUACCUCCGAGUGCGGCGCAUCUCCCACCCACAGUAUCUCUGUCACACGUGCUGAUUGUGAUGAUGAUACCCCAGUGUUUGAUAGAAUCAGUAAAACUCCUACCCCACAGAGGAGAGAUAUACCUCGAGUGAUCACAAACGGUAGGAGAGUGAUCGUGGAUCCAAGCAUCAGACGAAAAGAUAAAAUGUGACGCAGAUUUAGAAAUUGAACUACUUUUCCAUUUUAUUAGGAAUGGAAUAAUGGAUUGUAUUCGGAAAUAAUAAGACAUUGUAUGAUUUAAAGGAGUCGGUUAUCCAAUCAAAAGAGCAUGCUGAUGUAUUUACCAGUAUGUUCAUGAA